This is a messenger RNA of Rotaria socialis, 1602 nucleotides long. The record is from the annotation of a GenBank genome assembly. NCBI's taxonomy places the organism in Eukaryota, Metazoa, Rotifera, Eurotatoria, Philodinida, Philodinidae.
AUGACGGAUAAUAGCAGUGCACCCAUCGACUUACGUAUUAAACGUAAACGUGAUGAUAUUGACGAGUAUAAAUCAUCGACAAGAAAGAGACCUCGAAAUAACAAUAAUACUGAAUAUGAAAUUCCACUUGAUUUAUCUAUUAAACCUCAACCACCAGAACAGCACUCCGUAUUUAAUUCAAUGACGGCAGCAUCAACAUCAAUGCCUUUCUAUGAUCCAACUAAUCUUCUAUUUAAUUCAUCAGCACUACUCUAUGAUUUAUUCUUAGCAAAUUUAAAUUCCUAUUAUCAACAACAGCAACAGCAACAGCAACAACAGCAGCAGCAGCAGCAGCGUGCCAAUAUUGAAUCAACAUCAGCACCCAUACCGAAAUCAAUUAAACAACAAACAAUAAAUUCAUCUCGUAUUAUAAAAGAUAAUUCAAUAACUAAACAAGAAUCCUACGCAUGUUCUUGCGGUGAAAAAUAUUCCAAUGUAGCACAUCUUGUUAGCCAUCUUAAAAUAACAAAUCAUAAUGCACAAUUAUCUUCUACACAUGAUGAAGUUGCUAAACUUGUUCGUGGUCAAGAUAUUUGGCUUUCACGUGAUACCAAUCCGGCUAAUCAAAUUUUAAAAUGUCUUCGUUGUUCAUUAUCAUUUGAAACGUUACCUGAUUUAACAGCACAUAUGAUGAAGACAAAUCAUUUUACACAACUUUUACCUUCACCAGCAGCAACAACAACAACAGCAGUAACAACAUCCUCCUCCUCGUCGUCACCAUACCAUCAUUCCAAUUCAAAACCACUACCAUCACAACAACAUUCACCAUCAAAACUCAUCAAUUCUUCUUCGUUAAUUCGUUCAACAUGUCUUAUUUGUUCACAACAGUUUGCACGUGAAGUUGAUCUUGUUGAUCAUAUUCAACAUUUUCAUCAAAUACGUUUUAAUUGUACAACAUGUGGAAUGUAUUUCGAAAAUGAAAGUCUUUAUAAAGAACAUAUUUUAAAAGAAAUGCAUCAUAGAAAUGGAAAAGCUAAUCGAAAUCGAGAUUAUUUUCUUAAUCAAUGUAAAACUUUACAAAAACGAGCAUUAACCAUUACGAAACCUGAACGACCGAAAUCUCGAUUAUUAAUUGAUAAAGAAAUUGAACAAGUUAUAUUAGAUUUAAUUGAUCGUGUUGUUCAAAAAUAUGAAGAAUCAAAAGAAUCGACAACAACGACAACAACAACAACAACAACAACAACAAGUGCUAAUGCACUUUCACUUCUACAAAAUUUCGUAAUUAAACAAACUCCAUCAUCUAAUCGACAAUCAGAUUUAAAUAAUAAUUAUGACGAUGAAAAUACAAAUUUAUCUCAUAGUGAAAAAUCUUUAUCUGCAAAUCUCUAUCAUCAUGAAAAACUUUCAAAUAAUAUCUCUUUAAAAUCUAACGAGAGUCCAUUGGUAUCAUUAGAAAAAAUGCUUUCGUAUCCCACAACAACAAUUCAAUCUUUGUCAUCAACUAUAAAUGAUAAUGGAACAAUGCCAAAUCUAUCAAAUAAUUCAAUAAUGACAAUAAAGAAAAAAAAGUUUGAUAAGUAUAGAUUAUUUGCGGAAAAAAUGCUGCGAUCUACGUUGUCAUAA